This is a messenger RNA of Poecilia latipinna (sailfin molly), 831 nucleotides long. Its product is annotated as HHIP-like protein 1. The transcript has 2 exons. Gene Ontology annotation, cellular component: membrane. Lineage: Eukaryota; Metazoa; Chordata; Actinopteri; Cyprinodontiformes; Poeciliidae. The record is from RefSeq and is a predicted model, not a curated record. The annotation marks the transcript as partial.
UUUCUGGUGCUUUUCAGACGUGCUCCACCAAGACGUUGCCACUACGAACCUCUUCCUGUCAGAGUCAGAAGUAACCUCAUCCAGUUUGUUCCGCAGGAAACUUUGAUCGGGGUUGAAUUGCCAGCCGAAAACACGUCUGAAGCCGAACCCACAAGGACCUACGAGUUGCUUCUGGACCACCUGGAUCGUCUCAGUGAAAGAGAACAAGACCGGACCACCCCUGCUCCCAUCAGAACCACCAGAUCACCCCAAAGUCCAAAGAGGAAAGGCCGCGGUCGGAAGGGGAAAGGCAGGUCCAGAAGCUUGUCUGAGCUUCACAACGGAGUGGUGAGACUGGUCAGGGAUGAAUUCUUGCAUGGAGACCGUGGACGGGUGGAGAUCUAUGUUCACGGGGAGUGGGGUACCGUGUGUGAUGACUUGUGGUCAAUAAAGAAUGCCGAGGUGGUCUGCAGACAGCUGGGAUUCAAGUACGCCCUAAAAGCAGCCAGGAAUGCUGAAUUUGGAGAAGGAAAAGGACUGCGGAUCCUCUUGGAUGAUGUUCAUUGCAAUGGCACAGAGUUCAACCUGUUGAACUGCAUACAUGCUGGAGUGGGGAACCAUAACUGCGCCCACUAUGAAGACGCUGGAGUGAUCUGUGGAAACUCAAAACCCUCUGAAGAAGCCUAGAAGCUGGCAGCAGAAAGACAAAUGCUUCAAACUAACCAAACUAAGUGCUAAAAUCAAGUCACGAUAAAAUGCUUUGAAUUGUCAAAUUGCAGCUUGUUCAGCAGAAUAAAUUCAUAUCAAGUCAUCUUGAGGUUUUAGAUAGAAUAAAAUAUAUGGAUUCAGUUC